Molecule: messenger RNA, 2982 nt
Organism: Solea senegalensis (Senegalese sole)
Lineage: Eukaryota; Metazoa; Chordata; Actinopteri; Pleuronectiformes; Soleidae
Product: SLAIN motif-containing protein 1-like
Exons: 10
Coding region: 170-2110 (646 amino acids)
Biological process (GO): cytoplasmic microtubule organization; positive regulation of microtubule polymerization; microtubule nucleation
Cellular component (GO): microtubule plus-end
Source: RefSeq, a predicted model, not a curated record
CAGACAGUCGUAGUAGACCCACUUCUGUUGUUCCACACACACCCAGACAGAGCGACCGGGGCUGAGCGGGUGAACCGUGCACCGCCGCAGCGUCUUUGCCGCACCUGUUCAUCAUUUCUGCACCAAACCUGGAGGCGAGGCAGCGGCUGCUCACGCGUCACAUUCUUCCAUGGAGGCAGCGGUGCUGAGCCACGCGAUCAUGACCGAGGUGGACUGCAACAGUAACAGCGUGAACGCGGAGCUCGAGGUGAAGAAGCUCCAGGAGCUCGUGCGCAAACUGGAGCGGCAGAACGAGCAGCUGCGGUACCGCGCAAGCGGCUGCUCGGGCGACCCCAAUGCGCCUGUCUCCUUCAGGCUGCCCGGCCCGCUGCCCACCCUGCAGUGCCAGGCGUCUCUGAGGGCUUUAACGCCUCCGGAGGAACCCAUCGACUAUUACCGCCCGCACGCAGCCGGGGAUAGAGCCGCCGCUGCGGGGGAGGAAGAGGAGGAGGAGGCGGAGGACGCAGCAGCCGGGCCGUCGGUUCUGGAUGAGCUGGAGCUUCUGGACCUGGAUUCUCUGCGUUGCACAGACGAGUCUGAUGAAACCUGGUUGUACACGUCGUCGAAAACUAAAGAGUUCACGGACGACACCGUCGCGCCUCAGCAGUGGUGCCGGCAGGUUCUGGACCGUCCCAAGUCAGAGGUGGAGGCCGCUCGGCGGUCGCUCUCCCUGCGACUGGAACAAGUCUCCAGGUGGCGUAGCUCCCUGACAAGCCCCUCCCCCUCCUCCUCCCCCGGUCCUAGCCGCCGAGUUGCAGGAGUGUCCCCCAUCAGCGCCCCCCAGUGUUCCACUCCACAGCCGUCGGAGAGACACAGUAACCAAACAACGGCACGCGUGUCUCCUGCGUCGCACUCAGGUCUUUCUGCUCCAUCCUUCUCCUCCCCGCUCCACCCAGUCCUCCAUCGGACGCUGAGUCCCGUAGGGAAGGACUUGUCCUCUGCAGCCGACAGGACUCCCACGUUCCUCCCUCAUCCACUCAGCAGAAGUCGCAGCCUGAGGCGCUCGGCGCUCAGUCCUCAGUCGUCCAUGGACAGCGACCUCGGUGCGUCAGAGGUGGAGGACGACUCCAUCGCUCUGGGAUACAAACUGCACGACCUCACCGACGUCCAGGUCAUGGCGCGGCUGCAGGAGGAGAGUCUAAGGCAGGACUACGCCAGCACGUCGUCGUCCCUGCUGGCCAACCGCCGCAGCCAGAGCUUCAGCUUCCAGCUCAGCCAGCUCAGCGCCGGGCCCGACCUGGAGGAGGAAGACGAGGAGGAGGACGACGAAGACUACGGCCUCCUGCCGCCGCCGCAGCCGCGCCUCACCCGCCUGCCGCACUCGCACACCUUCUCCAGCAUCAGAGACUGGCGAAGAAGCACAAGCUCCCUGUGCACGCCUCCUUCCACUCCCUCAACCCCCCCACACCCUUCUGUUGGCUUCGCCUUUCAACCUCUGUCCCAAACCCAGGGACUGGGUCUGGGACUGGGACUGGGCAACCUCUGCGCAUCCGAGCAUCAGGGCUUCAGACCAGGAUCAGCCGAAUUUGAGAAUAAGCUGCGGAGGAGCAUGCCUAACCUGGUCCGAACUCCCAGCAUGCCCAGUGUGCCCAGUCCAGCCCUUUCCAGUGCUUCGCCUUGUUUGCUUCGCAGCAGCCUAAGUUUUGACUCGUCCAGCGGCCUCGCUCGACUGCAGUCCUCCAUUCCCUCCCCAGGUCAGCUUCAAAACAGAGUCCAGAGUGUCGGGAAUUUCUCGUCCUUGUCACGGCAGCCACUAAAGGCCACCGCCUACGUCAGUCCCACCAUCAAGGGCUCGACCUCCACCAGCCUCCAGUCUCUGAACAGCAACAGUGGGACAAACAGUGGGAUCCCUCACCUCAGCAAACCUGCCGGCGGAGGUGGGACUUCCACCACUUCCACACCCAACACUCCCCGUAGAAGCCUUCCCCGGCCCGCCUCCUUUGUGGGCAUCACAAGCUCCACCCCUCGCAGCAAGGUUUCCCAACCAGCACGAAGUUUACUGACGCCUCCAAAGACCUUGUCCACCCUCAGUGCCCUUCGUGACAGCACCUGGAAAGACGGCUGUUACUGACGAGAGGUUGAGCAGGAAGUGGGCGGUGCAGUGUCUCCCCGCUGGCUGGGGUAAACCUGCCACACCUCCAAUACCGAGUUUUCCAUUUUUUACACUGACUGGGUUUGACCAAAAAGUAAAAAACUUACCUUAAAUCAGAGAUCCUGCAUAGAAUAGAAUAGAAAAGUUUGCUGUCGCCACACGAACACAUCGUUUGAUUCUAUGCAGAAUAUUCUGGAGCUGUUGACUGAGUUUGUUCCGUGCCAAGUGGGAGACGUUUCCUGUUGCUCUUGUGCAAUAAAACGCUGGCUGUAGGUUCUCAGUAUUUACUAAAGAGGGCUGCCAAUUUUUAUUAAGAGCUUCACAAUUCUCUAUUUAUUCAUGUUUUAGUUUUCAAUUUUUAGAUUAAUCAGGUGUUUUUCCUGUGGCGACAAAAGCCAACGAUGCUGCUAAAAUGUUUUCAGUCCCGUUUACUUUGGGCACACUUGGUGUAAUUUUUCUUUUUUUAAAUCGAAUUAUUAAAGUAUUUAUUCGUGUACAAAGUUAAAUAUUAACCCUGCACACAUAAUAAUCUAUAUUGAUGAGAUAUAAGUGCAUUUUUUGAAUGUGUCUGAAUGUGUUUACAAGAUUUGUGUCACACUUUCAAAAACGGUUGUUGUUGUUGUUGCACUUAACAAAUUCACUGAUGUUUUUCUUGUUGUCACCACUAAUGUUUGCACUAAUGUUUUACAUUUCACAGUUGGACACAAAGUCACGUAGCACCCUUUUGUUUCCAAUAUUUGACUUAUAUUUCUAAAUGACCUUUAACCCUGGCACAUUUUAAAAAAAGAAUCUUCUGUAAACAGUGUUGGACAGAAUGACUGAAAUAUUUUAAUAAAUGACAAAAUACUUAA